AUUUGACACAUAACCAAAUUGCGCUUGGCAAGGGCAGGUAGGCUUAGUCAGGGGACCUGAUGAAAUAAACUGAUAUAGCAGCCUAUAUAAGUAUGGAUAGCAGCAGUCUUCAAUAGUACUGCAAAAAAAUAUAUAUAUACGAUAUUGAACCUUUUAUCGUGCCGUAGGGGACCAGUUGAAUUGGAUUUACGUCGUUGGAAUAAGAAUCAUGAUUCCUCAGUCGAGCAGAGCAUUUCUCUUCAAGAUUGCUGGUUACUGGAAGCCGCUUUUCAAAGGCAGGUUUCUAAUUGUAACCAAUACUGUGAGCUGUGGGUGUAUGCUUGCCGCCGGCGACAUCAUUCAGCAAACCAGAGAGACACGGAGGGUCCCGGAGAAGGCACGUGACUGGACGCGAACAGGUUGCAUGUUUGCAGUGGGAUGCUCAAUGGGGCCCUUCAUGCACUACUGGUACCAGUGGCUGGAUAAGUUCUUUCUCGGCAACGCUUUACCUGCUGUCACCAAGAAAGUCCUCACUGAUCAGCUGAUUGCAUCACCGACCAUGGGAGCAUGGUAUUUCAUUGGUAUGGGAAAGAUGGAGGGCCAAAGUCUAUCUGAGGGGUUAGAGGAAUUCAAAGAAAAGUUCUGGGAGUUCUACAAGGCGGACUGGUGUGUUUGGCCCGCGGCACAGAUGAUCAACUUCUACUUCUUGCCUCCUAAGUUCCGUGUCCUCUAUGUCAAUGUCAUCACCCUGGGGUGGGACACCUACCUCUCCUACCUCAAACACCGAGACAAUGUUGAAGGAAACACUGCAUAUGUCACUGAGUUGAAUGAGCCAGAACUGGAAGUGUCAGGGUCAGCAACCAAACAGUUGAAAGAGAAGCUCUAACAUUGGAUUGAUGUCAUUUGAGAGCAUCGGCGGACUUGAAUUCGUUGUCAAUGUCACUGACCAUGACCAUGGCAACAUUCCUUAUGUGUGCCUUAAAAGCACUACCUAUUUCAACAGUUUUAUACUAAACUAUGGUGAAAAAUGUUGCGCCCAGACAAUGCAUACCACAUGUACUGUAUAGUGCAUGCAUUUUCCACUAUAGCCUAAAGCGUUGUCUGGUUGUUGUUGUAUUUAGUGUCUAGUUGAUUAGUAUACAAAGGCAAUGUCCCGGUCAUCAUCUCAGUUGCUAAUCUACCAACCUAUUAAUGAGAGUGAGACUUGUUUCAGGUGUGCCACAGUUUACUUCUACUACUAUAAUGUAAUCUAUGUUGUUUACCCAGUCAAACCUGUUAAAGUAAUGACUGAUGUGCAGAAAGUUACACAUAUCAUUCUUGUGUAAUAGGCAUAGGCUAAUAUAUGUCUAGUAGGUGACAUGCACUACUCCCCUGGUGAUAUUUAACGAUCCUAUAAUUUAUUUAUAGGAAUAGCUUUUUCGAGCAUCUAAAAAUAGUUAUACAAUCUUGAUAAUCUUUUAUUUAUAUGAUGUCUUUUGAUAUCAACCGAUUUCUUUACUGGUAUGGUUUGAAUGUAUUAAUAUCAAAUAUUAUUUUUAAUAUGCCUGUAGAUUUCUUAGGUUUAUAUUGAGGUUGAAUAAAUGCCUUAUAAUACAGUAUGUCAAAUGAGUCAAUCCAAUACUGUAGCUGCAACUGAUCAAAGAUAAUGUUAAUCUCCAAACAAAAUGUAUGUUUAUAAUUGCAUUGUAACAACAUAAACUCCAGGGCCCAGAUUCACAAAACUUUCUUCAGAAGAAAUGUCUUAACUGCCAUUUAUUUCCUUAAGCAAAGUUGCUAUUUUCUCAAAAAGGUUAUUUGAAAUGUUAUUGCGUUAUUUCCUAUGUUUCUCCUUAAGCACAAAGUUAAGAAGAAAUUUGAUUAUUGAAAAUAAAGUUAUUGGAUUUGUU
Molecule: messenger RNA, 1865 nt
Organism: Oncorhynchus mykiss (rainbow trout)
Lineage: Eukaryota; Metazoa; Chordata; Actinopteri; Salmoniformes; Salmonidae
Gene: mpv17l2
Product: MPV17 mitochondrial inner membrane protein like 2
Biological process (GO): mitochondrial ribosome assembly
Cellular component (GO): cytoplasm; mitochondrion; membrane
Source: RefSeq, a predicted model, not a curated record